Molecule: messenger RNA, 3558 nt
Organism: Aedes aegypti (yellow fever mosquito)
Lineage: Eukaryota; Metazoa; Arthropoda; Insecta; Diptera; Culicidae
Product: insulin-like growth factor-binding protein complex acid labile subunit
Exons: 1
Coding region: 545-2350 (601 amino acids)
Cellular component (GO): plasma membrane
Molecular function (GO): protein binding
Source: RefSeq, a predicted model, not a curated record
AAUACAACUCUUGUUCGCGUCAGAAUCGUUCAUUGCCUGCCGGUCAGUUGGGAAUCGUUGCAGCAGCCUUUUGGGAGCAUUGGAUGAAACGCGCGCGCUCCUCCGUUGUUUCGGGUGAAAUUUUGAUAGGAGGCGGUUUUAUCGUUUGGUGAAAAUAGCUAGGCGAAGGACGACAAACUCGAGAAGCAAUCUCAAGAGUGUGAGUGGGAUUUUAAGUGGACUAGAAUUUUUAUGUUUUCAUUAUUGCGGAGAAAAUUUUCGUAAUAGAGACACAGCCUAGAGUUGGCAGUCACGAAGAGAAAAUGUGUCGAUGAAGUGUUUGUUUACAAAACAAGAUCCGGCGGAGAGGUUUUUAGCCGUUGUGAUCCAUAUGUGAACGAAGCAGUAAGAAUAGAAGCGAAUUCUUGUGUUAAGUGCCUUUCUCUAAUUUAUGACAAACAUUUGGAAUAGUUGGGAGAUAAUUGACGUUGAAGUGUAUUGCGGAGGCAAGAAAGAAGAGAAUCAAUGUUUGUGAAGAGAAGCUGAAAAGACCUGGAUAUAAAUCAUGAAGUCGCAAGUGGUCGUGAUUAUAACAGCACUGCUGGCGCUGAUGGUACCGGUGAUUAAAUCCAUCUCGUACUGCCCCAACAGCUGUACGUGCGAUGACGAGAAGCUGCAUGUGACUUGUGGAGAAGGAUCAUUGGACGUGCUGCCGAUUGCAUUGAAUCCAUCGAUCCGCCGCUUGGUUAUUAAAUUUCACAAGAUCAGGUCGAUUGACUCGUCGAUUCAAUUUUACUCGGACUUGACAAUGCUGGAUCUUAGCUAUAAUCAAUUGUUGAACAUUCCGGAUUCCAUCUUUAUGUACCAAAGGAGGCUGCUUCAACUGCACUUGAACAACAAUAAACUCGGCACAUUGAGCAAUAAAACGUUUGCUGGCCUGACGGACCUACGGGUAUUGAACCUGCGGGGAAAUUUCUUAGAUCAAAUUACAAGUGCAAUGUUUGAGGAGCUUCCAAAGUUAGAGGAGUUGAACCUUGGCCAGAACAGAAUUGGACAGUUGGAUCCAAAGGCGUUCGAGGGUUUGAGCGAACUGCGUGUGCUCUAUCUGGAUGAUAAUGCAAUCAAGACAAUACCAACGCUUUCCCUUACACCUCUCAAGACAUUGGCAGAGUUGUACAUGGGGACGAAUUCAUUGUACAAAAUCCAACAAGGAGCAUUUGAAGGGCUGCAAUCCCUGAGAAGGUUGGAUAUCCAUGGGUCAAUGCUGGUCAACAUAACUGUUGAUACAUUCCAAGGUCUGGAGAACAUAAGGUCUAUCGAUCUUUCGGAUAAUCAUUUGCUGAAGGUCCCAACGGUUCAACUGAGUAUGCUCAAACGGUUAGAAGACUUGGUCAUCGGUCAAAAUGACUUCGAGGUCAUCCCAGAGGGAGCCUUUUUUGGCCUUAACAAUCUGAAAAGCAUCGACAUCUCUGGAGCACUGAAUCUCAAACGAAUCCAGGCUGGAGCAUUUUCAGCGAACCCAAAUUUGGAAUCAAUCACCAUUGCAUCUAACAAGGAACUACAUGAGCUGGAUGAAGGUGCUUUCUCAGGAUUACCACAUAUCAAGAAGGUCAUCUUACGAGAUAACAAAAUUACGACGUUCCGUGAAGAGCUGCUGCCUUGGAAGCACCUAACUAGCUUCGAUGUUUCGGAGAACCCCCUCAGCUGUGAUUGUCAAAUGCUAUGGCUGCGAAACCUGCUCCAUCGGAAGAACAUCGAAUCCGAAGAAGCUCAGAUCGUUUGUAUCCAUCCAGAUCGUCUGCAUGGCGAGUCAUUGAGAGAAAUUUCCGCCGAAAUGCUUGGCUGUAAGCACUUGCAAUCCAAAGAGCGGGCCAUUUUCGGAGCCAUCAUCGUGGCUUCUGCUGCCACAAUUACAACCUUCGUGCUGAUUGUGUACCGACUGCGGCAUCGAAUUCUGGAAACCUUCCGUCGUCAUUGGCGAGCUAAUAAGCGCAACACUCUCCAGGAGGAAAAAGAUAUGGAGAUUCAGAAGACGCUGGGUGAAGGUGACUAUCAUCAGCCUCAUUGCAACAUCUACACCUACAAUUACCACCCGGUGUUCAGGAACCAUCAGCAUCCUUCCCCCCUUUACUCCGGCGGUCAGUACUCGCUGCCUUUCCCUCAUUAUCAGUCGCAGGGAGGAACUCCGCAGCCACAGUCUCACCAGCUGCACCAGCAGCAGAUGCAGCCUUUGCCUCAGACGCCGGCAUCCAGCUCUUCGACGACAUCCACGCUGGUCCUGUCGAGCCAACCGGGCCAUAGUGCGACCAUCUACUCGCCCCAGUAUGCCCAUCACAUAUACGAAGUUCCGAAGAACGUUUCGGAUACUUAGGACAACACAGGUAGAUUCCUCUCUCCCCCACUGUUGGAAGCAAACCAUAAGUUCGUUUAUUUCGAACGCACACGUGCUCAGAUCCUUUAUUGUUACUAGUGGUGUAGGCUAAGCGCAAACAGAUGUAAAAUUUAAUUAUAUAUUAAUAUAUUGUAUGGUAGGAGAUGAACGCGUGCGAGUAUCAGAAAUUUGUGGAGCAAAACGAGUCAUAUCGAGAUUUUUCAUAGUAUUGCAUUAUCUUAAUAUUUAAAGUCAUCAACACGAACACUCACUCAAAGGUGGUCCAUUCUCAUGUGAAAAAUCUCAAGUUGAACUCCCAAAUUUGUUUAUAAGGUCCUCCAGAAGCAAUUGAGGAGGUAACAAAAUUCGACAAGUCUAAGAAGGAGGAUCAACGAGUCUGAAGUUUGUGCAGAGAACAUUGUUUCGUUUAGAUAUAAUAAAUUACUCCUUAGAAAAAUUAUAUUUUCAAACUUGUUCAGACAGGAUUAUUGCAGUCUCUCCUUUAUUGAUUGGGGAAUCUUCAAGUCAUUAACAAAAGGUGCUCAUCGACUAAAACGCCACCUAUAAGCAAAAAUGCAACAUCAACAUGCAUUUCUCACUUUUCACAUACAAACUUCAAGCUCAUUGAACCCCUUCUUAGACUUGAUAGAUUCUGCUCAAACCUCCACAGUAACUUCUGCGUUCCGAAUGCACAAAUUUGGAAGAUGUAACUUAAGAUUUUAUGCUCGCUGAUGAUCAUGGUCCACCCAAACUCUCACACACGGCAAGUUGUAUAAAUUAAUUCUAGUCAAUUUGAGAAGCGAUCUAAUAGAGAAUAUCAAAGACUGUCCUUCCCGUAUGAACCGGUGAGGCAUCUCACAUCAAACAGGAGGAACAAACUCGCCCAGUUGCACGUUGUGUUUUUCGAUGGUCUGAUAGUUAAGCGGAAAGAUAUUAGCGUAUGCAGAGCGUAGCGAUAAGCAAAAAUCGGCAGGAGAUUUUAAGACAGUUUUUACAAGUAGAAACGAAAACAUCAAGUUGUGUACCAGUCAGAGAGCGAAGCAAAGCGAAAGAGAGUUCGUUUUAGAGUUUCCUUUUCCUUUCUUGUUGUGUAAAUAGUAUUUUUAAGUGUACAUAACUUGUAAUAUCACGAAACACACAUUACACACUCCAAAUCUCUCUCACACACAAACAAAGCUAGUUAUGUAUUUUUAUUAAAACGUUUUAUA